AUGGCGGCCAGCUAUGCUUGGACCCUCCUCACUGCCCGGCAGCCCCAGCACUCGCUGCAGCGGUCCUGGACUACGGACUACCUGUUCACGCCUCUUUUUCACGGGGGUGAGAUCCACGGGUCAUAUGGUUACCGCAGAUGCCGGGGCUCCCGUUUCCGGCCGGCGGGACCGGAGCAACGUACCGAGCGCACGCUGACGGCGGCCGACGGACUCGGGUCGCUAUGGCAACGCAGCCCGCCUGGAAGCCGCUCCACGGGCGUUCGGGGUGAGACGGGGGCGGCUCGCGGGGGUGUUCCUGCGGGGCCCGCGACGCGGGAGGGCGCGGCGGGGGCGUGGGAGGUGCCGCUUUUCCUUGGAAAAUCCCACGACUCCAGUCCCUUCGGCGCAGCGCGCUCUCUGGAGCCCUGGAUCCUGAGGUGGACCCUGGCCGAGCUUCGGGCCGGCUGGGAUGCCCCGGGACCCUUCGCGGGGAAGGGGGUGCGGACGGAGCGGGAACGCCCGGGGAGCUGCCGCGGGCUCAGAGAGGGCUGGGGGGCGGCCGCUGCCCGGCGCCCCGAUGCGACUUGGGGGAAGGACUCCGCUGUGGGCGGGCAGUCACCGCCCUCCCUUCUGUGUGACAAGAAUGGUGAGAUGGACCAUCAUCGGGAACAAUAUGAAAAUCUGAAAUGGAGGCUAGAGAGAAAACUCGAGGAACUCGACGGUGAACUUGCUCUGCAGAGACAGGAGCUACUGCUGGAGUUUGAAUCUGAAGCGCAGAAGCGGGAGCACGAGUUCCGCCUGCAGGCCGACAGCAUGAGCAGCAUGGUCGUAUCCCACGAGCUCAAGGUUAAACUACUGAACAAAGAGCUUGAGACUCUGAGAGAAGCUGGAGCAAAGGCCACGGAGUGUCUGCAGAGGGCCGAGGCCGCGAACUCGGAGCUGGAGAGGAAGCUCCAGGACCAAGCCUGGGCGUGCCGGGACCUGGAGGCCGUGAAAGAUGCCCAGAUAAAGGACUUAGAAGAUAAACUUCACUCUGUGCAGCUAACCAGGAAAAAAGAAGAGGAAACGUUUAAGAGGAAGCAUGAGGAGCUCGACCGAUUGGCCAGGGAGAGGGACGUGGUGCUGGCAGCGGUGAAGGGAGCCCACGGGGAGCAGCUGCAGGCGCUGGAGACCAGGGUUCUGGAGCUGCAGGCCCACUGCGAGAGCCUGGAGGUGCAGCUCCGCAGGGCCGAGUGGAGGCAGGCGGAUGCCGGCAAGGAGAAGGACGCCGUCAUCGACAGACUUCGUGAAGAUGCAUCAGCCCUCAAAUCUGCCUGGGAUGCCCAGAUCGCUCAGGUGUCCAAGGAGAUGAUCUCCAGAGACCUUCAGGUUCAGGCGCUGCAGCAGGCAGAGGCGAGGCUCAAGGCACAGCUGGCUGCGUUUCAGCAGGACAUCGACAGGUACAGACAGCAGCUGUCCCUGGCCGUCGAGAGGGAGCAGAGCCUGCAGCGUGAGCAGGUGCAGCUGGGCCUGGACUGGCAGCGCCGCUGUGACGACGUGGAAAGGGACCAGAUCCAGAAGUCAGAGGCUUUGAUCCAGGGUCUGACCUCGGCAAGAGACCAGGUGGCCGCCAAGCUGCAGGAGGCAGAGCGGGCGCUGCAGGAGCAGGAGGUGGCGCUGAAGGCUGUGACCUUGGAGCGCAACCAGGCCGUGCAGGCACUGAGGACACACGGGCUUCCCGUGCCCGGGGCACAGACACUGCUAAGGCAGCCUGGAGAAGAAACAAGCAAAGAUUUUCCGUGUAGUGAGAUCCAGCGGCUACGAGAGCAGAAUGCAAGCCUGCGGAACGCCGUCGCGCAGAUGAGGAGAGACAUGGAGACGCUCAGUGAGCACAUCCUUCCUUCUGCCCAGCUGGGGGCAGAGACAGCAAGUGCAGAGCGGCCGGGCCCAGAGGCGGGAGGAGACACCGCCACUCCCGAUUAUGUUCUGGCCUUUGAAGCAGAAGUACAGAACCUAAAGCAUAAGUUUAAAACAUUGGAAGAACAGCUAAAAGAUGUGUUGGAUCCUCUGAGGAUGUCCUCGUCACACAGUAAUGCCCGACCCAGUGUCCACGCCUCGGAGGGGACUGGUGAGCAUUCUCAUCUCCCUGGCACGGCAGGGGGAAGGGAAGCUGGCUGCCCAGGUGGAUCUGUCCGAGCUGGCCAAGCGCCCACUGGACUGGCGCUCAGGAAGCUCGGAGACAGAGUGCGUCUGCUGAACUUGCUGGUGACGCGGCUCAGGCAGAAGGUGUUGCAGAAGCCCCUGGAGCUGGACACCGUCCAGCGCGAGCUUCCCCGCGAGGUGGACCAAGUGCACCUGGAGGUUUUGGAGCUGCGAACGCAGGUGGCUGAGCUGGGGGUGCAUCUCGGGAUGGCCCGGCAGGAAGGAGGGGAGCCUUCAGGCCGGAAGCAGCCACGAGCUUUGGACGCUGCAGCCCUCCAGAGAGAGGGCGUCGAGACUGGUGCGCCCGCGCAGGCUGAGGACCAGAGGGAGCUCCUCAGGCACCUGCGGCCAGGGCCACAGCCCCUGCAGUCCCUGUCUGUGCACCAGCUCCAGAGGAAGCUGAAGGAAGCGGCCAGAAAAAUCCUCAGCCUCCACCUGGAGAAGGAGCAGCUCAUCGAGAUGGGGAACAGACUCCGCGCGGAGGGCGGCCACCCUAAAGCGCAGCGCCCAGGCGUGGCGCCCGAGGUGCCGCUGGACCGCGGCCUGCCUGUGGGAGAGUCGCGGCCCCACUUCACAACGCAGGGCAGGGUGGAAUCGAGCGUUGAGACGCAGGGUGGGCAGAUUGGCACCAGCUACGGGACCGACGAUGGGGCCCAGCCCCAGGAGUGCCAGGGAGCUGCCCCCGGCCAGGCCGAGCCAGGCUGCCCGGACCCUGCAGAGGAGGCUGCUCCUGCGAAGCAACACAGAAUCACCACGGUGACCUGCAAAUCAGCUCACCAGAAAGAAAACAGGUCCCCAAAGCCAAAGCCACCCCAGGCUCAAGAAUUCCCUGAGGAAAAUGGCUGCCACACCCAGAGGUCAUCUUCACUUGCCAGCAGUUCCCUGCAGGACACAUGGAAGCUGCUAGACCUGGGGUCUAGCCCUUCUGGCCUCACCUCUCAGGACGACUCGUCUCCAGGGCUCCCAGCGCCACCAGCGGCCCCCCGUCUCCAGGAGGCUGUCAGGAGCCGCAAUGUGUCGCAGGCGGGCUUUGCGAUCCAAGGGAUGAAGGUGUCAGCCCAGUCAAAGGCCGAACCCACCAGAACCUCCAAGUGUCAUCCUGAAAAGGCUAGAGGUGGCCGGCGGCCCCCCAAGAUCCGUAACUACAACAUGAAGGACUGA
Molecule: messenger RNA, 3321 nt
Organism: Propithecus coquereli (Coquerel's sifaka)
Lineage: Eukaryota; Metazoa; Chordata; Mammalia; Primates; Indriidae
Gene: CCDC57
Product: coiled-coil domain containing 57
Exons: 21
Coding region: 1-3321 (1106 amino acids)
Source: RefSeq, a predicted model, not a curated record